CGCUAAUUCGUCGUAACACUGCUUUUACGACGAAGUAACGAGGAAAACUGCCCUCGUAAAACUUGUGUUUUCUUGUAGUGUUGCUCGUUCUCGACACAUUCUCAUAUGAAGUGGAACCUUCUAUGACUAUGCUUACUUCUACCAUGAAACACAUGAUUAUUUGUGAGAGUGAUUGCAGAUUUAUUAUCAAGUCGUAUAGUCACCUUCUGGCAAUCCUUUCCAACGACUUCAGCCAGGAGUUCUUGGAGCCAAAUAGCCUGUUUAGCAGCCUUAGUUUCUGCCAUAAAUUCAGCCUCACAGGAUGUAGAGCAACAAUCUCUUGCUUCUGAGAACACCAAGUGAUAGGGUUUUUAUCAAGAUAGAAAACGUGCCCAGCGUGCUCUUGCCAUCAUCAUUAUCAACAUUGUGUGAGCUAUCACUAUAACCCACCAAAUCCGCAAUUCCUCCACCGGAAAACACAAGACCAAGAUCACAUGUUCCAUGUAAAUGCCUUAGGACUUGCUUCAGUGCCGCGCGGUGUGACUCUUUGGGCUCCUGCAUAUAUCUACUAAGUACUCCCACACUGAAUGAUAGGUCAGGCCGCGUAUGUAGUAAAUAACGUAGACACCCAAUUCCUCUCUUAAACUCGCCUUCAUCAAUAUUUCGUUCAUCGGGUGCUUUUGACAGAUUCACAUUCAAUUCCAUCGGCACAUGUGAUAGUUUGCAAGCGCUUAACCCGACCUCUUCAAGUAUAUUUCGUGCAUACCUCGCCUGUGUCAGCAUAAUUCCUCCUUUAUACUGAUGUACUUCUAUUCCCAGAUAAUAGGUUAACUGCCCGAGAUCACUCAUCUCGAACUUACUCUAGAUGUCCUUCUUAAACUCGUAUAUCAGCUCAAGCGAUGAUCCUGUAACCAGCAGAUCAUCUACAUACACCACGAGGUCCACGACAACAAGAAGACCUCCCUUAUCUUCUCUUCUGUAUAAUGAAGGCUCCUUAGAACACUUGUGAAACCUCAAACCACGAAGAAUACUGUUUAGUUUAGCAUUCCAUGCCCUAGGGGCUUGUUUCAAACCGUAAAGAGCUUUCCUCAGUUUAUGAAAUUUGUGUUCUUCUCCUGCGACGAUGAAAUCUUCUGGUUGAGCAACAAAUACAUCUUCUCUUAAUUUCCCAUGAAGAAACGCGGUUUUAACAUCAAGAUGAUGUACUUCCCAUGACUUAAAAGCUGCAAGCGCAAUGAUCAAGCGGAUUGUCUCAACACGAGCUACCGGAGCGAAUACUUCAUCAUAGUCAAUGCUGUGUUUUUGAACAUAUUCUUUUUCUACUAACCGCGCUUUGUAUUUGCUGAUGCUACCGUCUGCGUUUCUUUUUAUUUUGAAUAUCCACUUGAGACCAAUAGGUUUUACGCUUGUGGGCAGCUCGACGAGGUCCCAAGUUUUAUUCUUUUCGAUUGACCCAAAACUUUAUUUCUUUAGCUUCGUUGAAAUCUCAAGGUUCGUCAUUGAUGAUCAUCAACAAUCGUUCACCCUCUGCUUCUGUGACCAAUACAUAGUCAUUAAGAUACAUAGGUUUUGUAGUGACUCUGUUCGAUUGUCUUAGUUGGGGUUGUGCUUCAUCUUCUAGUUCAUGAUAAUCGCCACUAUCUUCUUUUUGAUCGUUACCAUCGUUAUGAAGUUGAUCAUCUCCGAUAUCUACAUCAUUCUAGGUGAUAGCAGAAGAACUACCGCUAUUGCUUGAACCUCUUAACGCAACUGUAAACUCUCCUUUCUGAUCAUGUCUUACAUUCGUCACGGGAUCACUCCAAUUCCAUUCUUUUUCUUCGAGGAAGAGAACGUCCCGACUAACCAUGAUCCGUUUGCUUACUGGAUCCAAUAAACGAUAUGCCUUGGAACCAGGUUCCGUUCCUAGGUGCACCAGUGCCCUUGGUCUAUCAUCAAGCUUAUUUCUCCCUACAGCUUCUGUUCUCGCAUAACACACGCAUCCAAACACUUUUAAGUGUUUAAGGUUUGGAUUUCGACUUCUUAAGGCUUCGUAAGGAGUCAUCCCUUCAAGUGACCUAGUCGCAACCCUAUUGAUCAGGUAAGUGGCGUGUCGAGUCGCUUCUCCCCACAGAUAAUUUGGUAGGCUCAUGUGUUUUAGGAAGCUUCUCAUCAUCUCCAAUAAAGUUCGGUUUCGUCGUUCCACCACCUCAUUCUGCUGAGGAGAAUAAGGUACAGUUAAGUGUCUUUUUAUGACGUUUUUAUCACAAUAAUCUUGGAACUCGUGAGAUAUGAAUUCACCGCUCCUAUCCGUCUUGAAAGUUUUGAUCUCGGUUUCAGUUUCUUGUUCAGCAAUCACCUUGAAUCUUUUGAAUUUUUCAAAAGCCUCACUCUUUUCUUUAAUCAAGAUUGUCCACAUAUAGCGUGAGUAGUCAGAGAACAAAUACAUAUUUCUUAUGUGAUGGUGUGGAGGGUGUAAUAGGUCUGCACAAGUCGUUCAAAUGUGUAAUAACAUUGUUCAACUUUUUUAAAGGAAAAAACAAAUUGCAACUAAUUUUACUUCCAAAAUUUAAUGUAAUUAAUUUUACUUCCAAAAUUCAAAUAUAUUGUACAUUUAGUACACAUAUGAGUUAUACAGUACACCUUAUUAUUAUUUUUUGCAUAAAAGUUUAUCAUAUUGUACAUUUAGUACACAUAUGACUAUAUGAGUUAUACAAUACACCAAAUCUUCUAUUCAAGAUUUUAACAAUGCAACUUUAAAAUAUAUAGCUUAGUUUCGUGUUGUCUAGUGAAAAAAAAACAUAAUAAAAUUAUGUAUCAAUUUUAUUGGCAAAGCCAAACAAUUAGAGUGUAGUGGGGUAAUCAUAGUUUAGGUUUCUUGUUCCAUGAAACAAAGUGCAUGUGUUAGAGAGAAGUAAGAGAGAGACAUCUCUGAUAAUACCGCAGUCUUCUUGAACAAACAACUAGCUCACCAAUCACAACUCUGAUUUUAUUCUCUUUGUUCGCUUAAAGCCUGCCUCUUUAGCUCUAUUGAAUCUUUGAUAUUCUUUGGAUCUUUAUUUGAUCAUAUCAUUUCCGACUAAUUAAGUAUAUAAUAUGCCAGUCCACAUUCUGAGGUACGCCACAAGAAAAGGAGAAAUGGAUGAAAAUAUUAUGCGACAGUUUUGUUUUUGUUAAAUCUACGAUAUUACAGAGUUUAUCUAUUUAUAUGCACACAUCUAUUUCAGUAGAACAAAUUAUUCAGGAGUUCACCUUACGCUAAGCCAUUUUGCUUUCAAGUUAAGUUUUUUCUAGGCUUCUUGUUGAUAUAUACUAUUAUUCUUAUCUUGGCAAAAACAUCAUCUGCUUUAGGAGAGGAACAAACGAAGUAUAUAACCCAAAAUAGGGGAAAGAGAAUAAAGAAAAAGAAGUAGCAAUUGAGUGUUUGGUGUAUCCAGUUGUUUUGUACCUUUCUGAUUUUUGCUUUAAAAAUAUUUUGAGUUAGAGUUUGCUUCUUUGACUGAUCAACUGAAUCUCUCGCUCCCCAAGCCAAAGAAAGAACACAAGAUGUUGCUUUUGAUCAUUGCCAAGAAUUUCACUUCGCAAUUCCCUUUAUCUUUACACUUUUUUUUUCAUUCCUAGCUUAAACAGUACUAGUUCUCCUUAUUUCUAACAUACAAAAGCUCAUAUUUAGUCUUUAUAUUAAAGAAGGCUCAGUAUUUGGUUCUAGUUUCCAGUUCCGAGAGUAGAAAAUGACACUUUUAUAAAACGACAAACAAGUCUCGAUAUUGCUAUUUUCAAGAUGUGCAACUAGAGCAUUUGAAAAUGGUUCCAUUUCUAUUCUCUUAAGAAAUGUAAUUAAUUUUUAAUAAAUAUAUAAAUUGGGUCUUUGGAUAUUUUCUUGAGAUAGCUUUGAAUACAUCAAAUAUACACAUACUUAUAAGAAAUAUGCAAAUGCCUUCGAAUAACUUAGACAUUUCAGUACAAAGUUUCACACGAUCUGAAAUUAUCUAUGUACCAAAAACACAAAAUUCAAGAGCGGAUAGCAUAGCACAUAGUGUCAGGAAGUAACCGUCGUUUGUCGUUCACAUGGAUUAAGAUCUUCCGGAGUGGUUCAUAGAGUCAGUAUGAGUCUGUAGUUGAUGAUAAAAAAAAUAACUCGUCACUUCAGUGAUUUUUAUAAAUUAAAUAACUAUUAGUAUAAUUAUACAUGGUAUUUCACAGAAGAUAUAAACUGUAUGCAAAUGAAUCACAUAUUUCGAGUUGGAUUUGUGUAAGAAAUAUUGUAAUAAACCAUCAAUCUUAAGAUUUUAAAAUGUCAUUUUAGAAUUAACUAAAUUGGGUUACAAUUCAAUACUGUUUUCCACCUUUUGUUUUCUGACCAACUGUAAAAUUCAUAUAAGUAGUAUUAGCUAUAUUUGAGUUCAAAUGGUUCUAAUUAGUAAAAUUAAUUGAACAUAAUUGAAUAUAAUAAUUUAUUUUCCAAAAUAUUGUCACAAUUUUAGCUUUUUAGUGGAUUAGUUGAUUCUUAUAAAAAAAAUUUCAACUCAAAUGGUGAUCUCAAAUAUUACAGGAACGGUUAGUUCAACUAAUUUUUGUUCAAUAUAUAAAAUAAAAAUCGAAAAUUCGUAAUUCUACUAAUUUUUAUCCCUCUAAGAAUACAACCAUUUGAACUCUUCCAUUUGGAAAAAAAAUAAAAAAAGCUCUUCCAUUUGAACUCUUUCAUUGGUUUAGAUGUCCGCGGAAAGAUUGAGUCGGAUGAUUAAAAAGAGCAAUGAGUGAAAGGAGCUUCGUAAUCGGAGAGAGACCAAUUCCUUAGAAGACCGUGACACUGUCAUUCACGUGGGCCUCUUUUGACCAACUCUCCCGACACUAUAUCUACUGGUGGCAUUAAAUAUUAAACUUGGAAUUCUUUAACUUCAUUCAAAUUUCACUGUAUCUUGCUUAAGAAUGUUUAAACUUUUAUAGUUUGCGUUUUGUCACUUUUAUUUGAAACAAACAUAAAAGGAAACAACUCAUUCAAUAAAUUAUAUACAAGUAAAACUUGUUUCCUAAAAAAUAAAAAUAAAAAAUUUGUUUCCUAAGACCAUCUCCAACCCAUUCCUAUUUUUAUCUCUAUAUUUUUCCUUAAAAUAGAAAAACUCUAUUAUAAAUGUGAAAAUGUUCCAAUGUAUGCCUCUAUUUAUAGGAAAAAAUAUAGAGAUAUGCUAUUUUCACCUCUAAAUAUAGAGAUAAAAGUAACUUUCCUCUAUAUUUUCCUUUAAAAUAGAGGAAUUCUAUUAUAGAGUCAUACAUUAGAGUAUUUUUUUUCCUCUAUAAUAGAGAUCUAUAUUUUAGAGAAAAUUAUAGAGGUGUGUAUUGGAGAUGCUCUAAGGUAUUCAAUAAAACUGAAAUGACACAAAUUUUUUAGAUGCUCUAAUUAUUUUGAUAUUUUUUUUUUGAAGAAAUAAAAGGUUAAACCCGGGUCUAUUAAAGAUACAUACCUAAUCUCCGGGUGGGAGGUGCAGCCCACGACAUACCAUCUCCCGGGUUUUCAUAUGGACGUAUCCGCAGUUGUGGUAAGCAGAACAAUGUGACUUAGUUUCCGCAGUAGGAGGAUCGAACCAGGAAUGUAUUUGCAUCCAAGGUCCGUCCACUACCACAGGAUCACAAGGCCCGCUCAAUUAUUUUGAUAUUGAUAUAAAAGUUAUUUGUUUGUGUUGAGGAAAAAAAUCUUACAUAUUUGUUCAGGUUUCAGAUGUUCAUUCAUAAGCAUAAAAUUCCAACAUCGAUUGUUGAAAAAUAGUGAAAUAAAAUAAAAGAAUAAUUUAUUCAUUUUAAUUGUUUUUUGAAAAUAUUUUUAAUUGGUUUUGAGUUAGAAGUUGAUGAUAAACAAAAACUUAACAGUUUGUACCCCAAGAAUGUUAAACUGUUUUGCUGUAAAUAAAAGGUAAGAGUGUUAAACAAAACAUGUAUCUAGUUUUGAAUAUAAGAACUGAAAAAGUGGUGCUCCCACUACUUAACCCGUAGUAUAUUGUUAUUGCUGGAGAGCUUGAGAUUAACUAGUAACCACUGUAGCAUAUUGGCCGCGUGGAAAACAGAGUUACGAAUAAUUUGUUCCGUACCCAAAAGGGCAAGAACUCGAUUAAAAAAAUAUUGAGUUGAUUAGCCCUUGAGAAUAUCCAUUGUAGAAGUGUUGCUUUCUUUAGAUAAAGUAACAAAUAUGUAAUCGUCACUACAAUAGAUUCGAUCAUACCAAUCCCUUUUGUCGUUAAGUUUCCAAAGGGUAUCUAUAUAUAGGUAGCCAUGUCACAGUUUGUACCUUAUACUUACUCACAAAGCAACCAGAAAAAAAAACACACACAUCUCUAAUUUUCUCGCACCCAAAACCUCUAUUUCAUGAUGGGAUACCAAACAAACCCUAAUUUCUCCAUGUUUUUUUCCUUGGAAAAUGACGACCAAAACAAUCAAGAUUAUAAUUCUUAUAACAGUCUCUCUUCAUCAACUUCUGUUGAUUGCACUCUUUCACUUGGAACACCGUCCACUCGUCUAGACGACCACCGCAGAUAUUCUUCCGUUAGUUCUAACAUGUCCGGUGAUUACUUCUAUCACGGAGGAAGCGCUAAAACGACGUCGUACAAGAAGGGCGGCGGUGAUCACAACUUACCUCGCCGUUGUGCUAGCUGCGACACAACUUCUACUCCUUUAUGGAGAAACGGACCAAAAGGACCCAAGUCGUUAUGCAAUGCGUGUGGAAUCCGAUUCAAGAAGGAAGAGAGGCGUGCAGCCGCCAGAAACUCAAUAACCUCCGUUGGUGGUUCAUCGGCUGCGGAAAUUCCGGCUGGUGGAAACUAUUACAAUCAUCAUCAUCACUAUCCUUCGUCGUCGCCGUCGUGGGCUCAUCAGAACACACAAAGAGUUCAGUACUUCUCGCCGGCGCCGGAGAUGGAAUAUCCGUUCGUUGAUGACGCCACGGCUGCCUCCUUUCUGUCCUGGAACUGAUGUUAGGUAUUAGCGAGACAAGAAGAACCGUUAAUCAUGGACGAUGAUGAUGAAAGGUCCUAUACCAUAGAUUAUCACCCAAAGUAAAUCAGGCUGGUCAAAUUCAUUUUAUUUUGUUUUUAUUUAUGUGUUACCUCGACUCUAUCUAUUUGUGUUUUCUUUUCAUGAAUUUUUGAAAGUUAUAUAUAUAUAUAUAUACGUACUGUUUUCUUUUCUUUUA
Messenger RNA from Brassica rapa (field mustard), 7135 nucleotides. Its product is annotated as GATA transcription factor 20. Gene Ontology annotation, biological process: regulation of DNA-templated transcription. The record is from RefSeq and is a predicted model, not a curated record. Lineage: Eukaryota; Viridiplantae; Streptophyta; Magnoliopsida; Brassicales; Brassicaceae. Gene Ontology annotation, molecular function: sequence-specific DNA binding; zinc ion binding.